CGACCGGCGACCGGGACCGGGGCCGGCGAGCGGGGCCCAUGUCCAACGCGCCGCCGCGCUCGCCCCCGACGCGGGCCCGCAGGAUGAAGGCGGACGACUCGUUCCUGGGCCGGCUGGGCACGCUGGGGAGGAAGAGGAAGGCCAGGGCGGUGAGUGACCUGCAGGAAGAAGGGAAAAAUGCCAUCAACUCACCGAUGUCUGCCACCCCGGACGUCCACCCUGAGGACACCCAGCUAGAGGAGAAUGAAGAACGCACCAUGAUCGACCCCACCUCCAGAGAAGACCCCAGAUUCAAGGAGCUGGUCAAGGUCCUCCUGGACUGGAUCAACGACGUGCUGGUGGAGGAGCGGAUCAUCGUGAAGCAGCUGGAGGAGGACCUGUACGACGGGCAGGUGCUGCAAAAGCUGCUGGAGAAACUGGCCGACCGCAAGCUGAACGUGGCCGAGGUGACCCAGUCCGAAACGGGCCAGAAGCAGAAGCUGCGGACAGUUCUGGAAGCCGUGCAGGACCUGCUGCGGCCACACGGCUGGGUGCUGCGCUGGAACGUGGACUCAAUCCAUGGGAAGAACCUGGUGGCCAUCCUGCAUCUGCUCGUGGCGCUGGCCAUGCACUUCCGGGCCCCCAUCCGCCUGCCCGAGCACGUGUCUGUGCAGGUGGUGGUCGUGCGGAAGCGGGAAGGCCUGCUGCAUUCCAGCCACGUCACGGAGGAGCUGACCACGACCACAGAGAUGAUGAUGGGGCGCUUCGAACGCGACGCCUUCGACACGCUCUUCGACCACGCCCCGGACAAGCUGAGCGUGGUGAAGGAGUCUCUCAUCACCUUCGUGAACAAGCACCUGAAUAAGCUGAACCUGGAGGUGACAGAGCUGGAGACCCAGUUUGCAGACGGCGUGUACCUGGUUCUGCUUAUGGGGCUCCUGGAGGGCUACUUUGUCCCUCUCCACAACUUCCACCUGACGCCGGACAGCUUCGACCAGAAGGUGCAAAACGUGGCGUUCGCCUUCGAGCUGAUGCUGGACGCAGGGCUCAAGAAACCCAAGGCCCGUCCCGAAGAUGUGGUGAACUUGGACCUGAAGUCCACCCUGAGGGUCCUGUACAACCUCUUCACCAAGUACAAGAACAUGGAGUGAGGGGCUCCGGCGGCAGCCCCCGCCCCGCUCUGCCCGGGGCUCCUCACCCCCUUCGCCUGUUAGAGGCCCUGCUGAGCUCCGAGGACGAGCAAGCCCCCCUGCGUCCCACCCCGCCCCCCUGCGUCCUGGGCAAGGCCACUCCAGUGCAGUCUCACACUGUACAUCACAGUCCCCCAGGUGACGUGCGUGUCCGCCCGUGGCCCCGGCCCCUCCUGGCGCCUCGCCAUUGCAUCACGUGGGGCCUCUGCACACGCACCGGGCCCGGGGGCCCAGCCGCCACCUCCCUCCCUGUGCGCGGUGCGCUGGGGCGGCCUUGGGCUGCUUCUCUGGACCUGGCUCUGAAGGGCACCUGCCGACAGAACCUUCCCGGCUCCUGAUUGGGACUGGGUGCGGUGGGGGACUUGGGAAGAGGGGGUCAUGUGGGUUCCCCGAGGCCGUGGGUGGCCACGUCUACCAGGAAGUCCGAGGUGGAGGAGUGGGUGCCGCUUCUCCCCGCGUGCUGUGCCGGUUCCUGGUCUCUCCUGAGAACCCCGGGCGUGCCCGGUGUGACUCCCCCGCCUGACCUCAUUCUGCCUUACAGUCACGUUCUGGGGUCCUCGGGGUCAGGACCGCAGCCUGGGGAGUUGGGGGGACCCACGAGGCGGGUGGGCAGCAGGACACGAAGCGUUCGCCUCAUUCUCCCUAGACCCCCAGCAGCCUCUCUGUAAAAGACGCUGGGGCUCGUUUGCCCUGGCUGGCCUGGCUCUGAAGAGGAUCAAGGAUUCCAUCGGCUGCGAGUUCUGGGCCGGCCCCUGGGGCCCCCUUGGCCUCGCUCACCGCCGGCCCCGCCCCCUUGCCGCAGCCCGGUGCUGGCUAACGUUACGUUGGAUGCCAACACGGAGUUGUAGAGAACACUUUAAUUUGCUCCUUCAGCCCUGCCUUGUUGCCAGGCUGGGGAUGGGUUCAAAAUAGCCUUUUUGACGGAGGUGGCUUUGCCAGCAGGCGCGAGAAAUAAUUAAAACGGUAUUACGGCGGCUCCCGCGGGACGCUGUGACAUUAAAGAGCCACGGUGACAAAAUAUCCGCGGCUCGAGCUGCCUGUGCCGUCUGUGCCGCACGCACACAGACACAGCAACCUGGAGGCGGGCCAGCUCGAGGCCCUGCCUUGCUUACCCCAGGGGGACGGGGAUGGGGACGGGGCCUUGGUGUCCAGGGGCAGCUCCAGCCCAUUCUGUGCCCGUUCCGGGAGGGGCAUCAGCUUCCUGGCAGCCCCGGCCUCUUGCCCGUGUCCCACCUGUCCGUGCUUCGAGGGCUGAGGUGGUGGGGAAGGGAGACUGGCACGGAUGUGCUGUUUUACCCCAGUGGCUCCCAGAAGGGGUCCCUCGGGGCUUCCCCACCUCAGAGCUCUGCCUGUGCCUCCAGUCCCAGUCGGAGCCCGUGGUGUGGCCGGGGCCGGGCUGAGGCCGGGCCGAGGCGAGACUCGGGGCCAGCUCUGCUUUGCCCACCCUGAGCAGCGCCAUGGUUCCUACUGGCUCACUCCCCAGAUGGCUGCAACAGCCAGAGCUGAGCCGGGCCGAAGCCAGGGUCUCCCACAUGGGUGGCAGGGCCCCAGGCACUUGGACCAUCUUCCACCGCCUUCCCACGCGUGUAAGCAGGGAGCUGGAACAGAGGCAGUACAGCCGGGGCUUGAACCUGCGCGGUGACUCGGGGGACCAGCAUCGCGGGCAGUGGCUUAACCCUCCCGUGGAUCCUGAUUCCGGGAGGUCCUGGUCCCCUGGUUCUCGGGGAGCUGUUUUUCUCUGAACACGGCCUGGUCCUGAGGCUGGCUGAAAGCCUCGGGGGUCGGGCAGUGGCGGGGUUCUGCUCGGUCCCUGAGCCGGGGCGCCCGCUGGCGUGGAGCUGCCUGCAGCCCCGAAGCCCCUGUGACAACUGGCCAGCGUUAUGCAAGCGCCGAGCCGGGGCCCCGCUGUGCCCUCCUUGGCUGCAGCACAGAGCUGUUUUAUUUUUAAGCAACCGAAUCCUCCCCCCCACACCCCCGAGGGCCAGUGUUUUAUUGUCUUUUUAAUUGUUUAAAGCCACGCUCACUUUGGAAGUUAAAUAAAAGGCGCUUUGAUGAGGCCGCCUGGCUGACGGGAGGAAACGCGCGUUCCCAGGUUCCGUGCCGGGCACCCCGCGCUGCCGUUUGCGCCAAUAAAGCUCUCCCCGGCUCGGGGCCGCCUCCAUCUUUUCUGG
Messenger RNA from Lepus europaeus (European hare), 3340 nucleotides. RefSeq names its product parvin beta (gene PARVB). Gene Ontology annotation, cellular component: lamellipodium; actin cytoskeleton; cytoplasm. The transcript has 13 exons. NCBI's taxonomy places the organism in Eukaryota, Metazoa, Chordata, Mammalia, Lagomorpha, Leporidae. Gene Ontology annotation, biological process: establishment or maintenance of cell polarity; lamellipodium assembly; actin cytoskeleton organization. Gene Ontology annotation, molecular function: actin binding. The coding region runs from base 39 to 1130 and encodes 363 amino acids. The record is from RefSeq and is a predicted model, not a curated record.